UGAACUUAACUGUCUUCUUCAUCCAUUAGACACAAUAACCAGUGCUUGUAAGUCAUCGCUUAAAGCAUUGAAAACUUCACAAGGGAAUCUUUUCGGUAAAGACUGUGUUGCUGCUAACAUUGUUGUUCAGCUUAACAAACUCCGUUACAAGGAUGGUAAAGGUGACCCGAAGGGUUUUGUUAUAUUUUUGGAUAACAACAAGCUCCCUAGAGGACUACUACCUCGCUACAGGGGAAAUUGACUACACAUCCUUUUUCACACGUGUGGAGUCUUAAUUCAUUACUAUGCUCUGUUGAGAACUUUCCUGCAUUCUGGUGUGGUUUCAUGUGGAGGACUGAGAAAUAGCUUACUCCUAGACUUCACAUCAGACACUGGUAUACGCGAGCUGUGUGCUAUAGGUUUAAUGGGAAAAUUAUUGACCGGUCCUUGGAUGACCAAUUUCUAUGUUGCACAAAGUGAAGUUGACUUUUUGUCUGGUGUUGAAGUGGUUAAAGGUGUUCGCAACAUUCUUAUUGAGAGUCAGAAGAAUGCUCUUUCUUUAUUAAACCGAACAACAGACUUUUUUGGUGGUUGUAUUAAUGAUCCGGUGUUUGAUUCUAUUGUUAACUUUUCUCCAAGAACUAAUGAAAUGAAAGACGCAAUAGUCUGCUGUUUGAGUGCUGUUGUUAAUGUCAUUGACCGGCAAUACAAGCGACUGUUUAACUUGAAUACAACUGAUAAACUUAAAGCCCAGACAUUAUCAGCACGACUUCACAAUAUUGACUCAGAAGAACUUAUGGGUAUGUUUAGUGCUGCAAAGCAAAAAGCACCAAAUGCUACACUCUGUUUCUUAUCAGCAAAACUGCGUGCAUGCAAAAAUAAAACCACCGAGUUCCUCUAUGAAAAACCUAUUGAGGUUCGAAACAAAUUGAUAUUAUGGGCCAUAUCCACUGCUAGAAAAAAGCGAUUUGCAAACAUACAAAAACAUGAGGAAUUGAAGAUAGAACUGAUUAAACGAAUGGCUGCCAAGCUUCAAAAAAAGGAGGAAAAAGAAAGAAAAAAUGUAGAAAAGAUUUUAAAAAACUGUGUACCUCAGCAAAUAAAAAUACUGUUUCCUGAUCUUGAAAAUAACGAGGCUGCAGAUAUAGAAGAUAUUAUUUUUGGUGAUGUUAUUGGACGAAAUAUCUGCCACAUGUGGUAUGAUUCUGUCACAAACACUCAGGAAAUCUACUACGGGCGAAUUCUUAGAUUAAAAAAAAACAACAUUGGUGUAUAUAUCAUUUCUUACUGGAAACCAAAGGAGUGUGAGGACGAGGAUGCUAUUGAGUAUGAUAUGAAUAAAUAUCAACUGUCUGCAGAUAUCAUAUGUGGUGAUUUGGCGUUAUCAGAUGAUACGAGAUCAAUGCUUUAAUGAGAUAAUGCGCAUCUUUAAACUUCUUUCUAUUGGUCAGCUAAACUCUUCAAAAAAAUAAAACGGCUAUUUUCAUAGCCACAAUUUUCUUGAGAAUAUUAUUAGGCAUUAUUUAGGCCCUCAGGACUUUGUGAAGCCCCUAAAUACUAAUUAAAAAUAAAAUAUUAACUAUACAAAAAAAUAGAUAGAAGAUAGAAAGAAGAUAGAAGUUAUAAAUUAAUGCAUAUUUUUUUUUUUUGUUUUUUUUAUGUCGUUUUUUAUAUUUAUCGUUAUUAAUAGUUCACAUAAACAAUCUCAGAAAAUAAGUUUCUUAUUC
Molecule: messenger RNA, 1706 nt
Organism: Hydra vulgaris (swiftwater hydra)
Lineage: Eukaryota; Metazoa; Cnidaria; Hydrozoa; Anthoathecata; Hydridae
Source: RefSeq, a predicted model, not a curated record